Camelus dromedarius (Arabian camel) is the source of this 1441-nucleotide messenger RNA. It is a transcript of the gene TRA2B, whose product is annotated as transformer 2 beta homolog. Gene Ontology annotation, cellular component: spliceosomal complex. NCBI's taxonomy places the organism in Eukaryota, Metazoa, Chordata, Mammalia, Artiodactyla, Camelidae. The record is from RefSeq and is a predicted model, not a curated record. Gene Ontology annotation, biological process: positive regulation of mRNA splicing, via spliceosome. The transcript is spliced from 9 exons. Bases 174 to 1040 code for a protein of 288 amino acids. Gene Ontology annotation, molecular function: RNA binding.
CGUCAUAUCCGGGAGACUUAGAGCCCGUGCGGAGGCGGUACGGAGCGCUUCGCUUCUCAGCGGCUCAGGAACCACUGCGUGGUGCGAGGCUGCGGCGGAGCCUCUAGACAGAAGGCGCAAGAGGUUGGCAGCUUCGAUUGAAGCACAUCGAGCGGCGAAGGCAGAUAGGAGUCAUGAGCGACAGCGGCGAGCAGAACUACGGCGAGCGGGAAUCCCGUUCUGCUUCCAGAAGUGGAAGUGCUCAUGGAUCUGGGAAAUCUGCAAGGCAUACCCCUGCAAGGUCUCGCUCCAAGGAAGAUUCCAGGCGUUCCAGAUCAAAGUCCAGGUCCAGAUCUGAAUCUAGGUCUAGAUCCAGAAGAAGUUCUCGAAGGCAUUAUACAAGGUCACGAUCUCGGUCCCGCUCCCAUAGAAGAUCCCGUAGCAGAUCUUACAGUAGAGAUUAUCGAAGACGACAUAGCCAUAGUCAUUCUCCCAUGUCUACUCGCAGGCGUCAUGUUGGGAAUCGGGCAAAUCCUGAUCCCAACUGUUGUCUUGGAGUAUUUGGAUUGAGCUUGUACACUACAGAAAGGGAUCUAAGAGAAGUGUUCUCUAAAUAUGGCCCAAUUGCUGAUGUGUCUAUUGUAUAUGACCAGCAGUCCAGACGUUCAAGAGGAUUUGCCUUUGUAUAUUUUGAAAACGUAGAUGAUGCCAAGGAAGCAAAAGAGCGUGCCAAUGGAAUGGAGCUUGAUGGACGUAGGAUCAGAGUUGAUUUCUCUAUAACAAAAAGACCACAUACCCCAACACCAGGAAUUUACAUGGGGAGACCUACCUAUGGCAGCUCACGCCGUCGGGAUUACUAUGACAGAGGAUAUGAUCGAGGCUAUGAUGAUCGGGACUAUUAUAGUAGAUCAUACAGAGGAGGCGGUGGAGGAGGAGGAGGAUGGAGAGCCGCUCAAGACAGGGAUCAAAUAUAUAGAAGACGGUCACCAUCUCCUUACUAUAGUCGUGGAGGAUACAGAUCACGAUCCCGAUCUCGAUCAUACUCUCCUCGUCGCUAUUAAAAAGCAUGAAGUUGAAGACUUUCUGAAACCUGCCCUAGAGUUGGGAUAUUGUUUGUGGACAAUAUUUUUUAUUGUCUCCUGUUUAAAAAGUGAACAGUGCCUAGUGAAGUUAGGUGACUUUUACACCUUUUAUGAUGACUACUUUUGGUGGAGUUGAAAUGCUGUUUUCAUUCUGCAUUUGUGUAGUUCGGUGCUUUGUUCAAAGUUAAGUGUUUUCAGAGAAGUAUGUUUUGCAUGUAUUUUUUUACAGUCUAAAUUUUGACUGCUGAGAAGUUUCUAUUGUACAAAACUUCAUUUAAAAGGUUUUUCUACUGAAUCCAGGGUAUUCUGAAGAUCGAAGCCUGUGUGUAAAAUGCUACCAAAUGGCAAAAAGCAACAAUAAAGUCUGGUUUUUACUUUUC